Centropristis striata (black sea bass) is the source of this 2881-nucleotide messenger RNA. RefSeq names its product pyroglutamyl-peptidase 1-like. NCBI's taxonomy places the organism in Eukaryota, Metazoa, Chordata, Actinopteri, Perciformes, Serranidae. Gene Ontology annotation, cellular component: cytosol. Gene Ontology annotation, molecular function: pyroglutamyl-peptidase activity. Gene Ontology annotation, biological process: proteolysis. The record is from RefSeq and is a predicted model, not a curated record. The transcript has 5 exons. Bases 106 to 735 code for a protein of 209 amino acids.
UGUCUGGCGGACAGUCAGCUGCGGACCGUUUCAGCUCUUUACGGUCCUGGUUCAUAAUAAAAGACCGGAAGAAUAAAGCCCCGGAGCCUCUGCUACAGGCCGGAGAUGGACAACAGUAAGCGGACUGUGGUUGUUACAGGUUUUGGGCCUUUUGGAGAGCACACGGUCAACGCCAGCUGGGUCGCAGUUCAGGAACUGAAGAAGCUGGGUCUGGGCGGGGAAGUGGACCUGCAUGUCUCUGAGGUUCCUGUAGAGUAUCAGACAGUCCAGAGUUUGGUUCCUUCAUUAUGGAAGAAGUAUCAUCCAUCGCUGGUGGUCCAUGUUGGAGUCUCAGGGAUGGCCACCACCGUCACUCUGGAGAAGUGUGGCAGGAAUCACGGCUACAAGGGCCUGGACAACAGCAGCUUCUGCCCCGACUCACAGUGUUGCAUUGUGGGAGGUCCUGACUGCAUCACCUCCGUCAUCGACAUGGAGUCGGUGUGUAAGAGAGUGGCGGCGGCGGGGCUGGGCGUCGCCGUGUCCGUCUCCAGAGACGCUGGAAGGUAUCUAUGUGACUUCACCUACUACACCUCUCUGUACCUGAGCCGCGGCCGCUCCGCCUUCGUCCAUGUGCCCCCUCUGGGGAAGCCGUACAGCGGGGAGGACCUGGGCCGCGCCCUGCAGGCCGUCAUCCAGGAGAUGCUGGAGCUUCUGGACCAGGCGGAGGAGAAGAUCUGCCAGCAGCACUUCCACUAAGUGACCUCUGACCUCCAGCCAACCAGCCCUCGGCUCACCACACUAGAGAAAUUGCACUUAACCACAAGUAGCCAAACUUUUCCUUCUUUUGGUUUAUUGUUGUCUUUAUUCAGACAGAAUGAAAACUUCACAUGUUUCCAGCGUUUUUUCUCUCUUUCUUCGGUUUUUGCUUGGUGUUUUUUUUAUCCCUGACUCAGUUAUGUCUUAAUGUCUCCCGAUGGUGAGAAGAUAAAAUGGGAGUCUGCAGCCUAACUGCUGUUUUUCACACAUGAUGUUGAAUUGUUUCUUGAGUCCUUUUUCUUUAUAAGAAGUUGUAAUUUUGCCUUCUUUUACAAAGGUUAUUUAAAUCAGGGAACGGGUUGGUUCCAGCUCACAUUCCCCUCAGUUUCAUCGGCCCGAUUCUGACAGAAAACCCCAGAACCCCUCUGAGAUCUGGCCCAGGCUGUGCAAUGUUUUACAGAUCUCAAGUUCACUCAUUUAGUUCUAGGUUUAGCAAAAUUGUAUUAUGGUUGCACAAUUAUCUGAGAAACUAUUAAGUAUUGCAAUUAUUACCACAGAAAUCUAAGAUUAAUUAAGCAAAUAAAUGUCUUUUUUUUAAAUCACUUUAUAUCUAAAACAUCGUAGAAUAGCAAAACUUGAAACUUUUUCUCAAGACAGAACUUGCAGAGUUUCUCUUGUGUUGUGCUGUCCUAGUUUUAAUUCCUUGAUGAAAGCUUUCUGUUGUUCCCUUCAUUGAAUCAGACAUCGCUGCUUAUUUUACCUGAAGAUUUGUUUUCAUGAAGUUGGACUCUCUUCAGUCAGAGUUGGGCCUGGAAUUUUAUUUCUGUAGCACUUUCUUUAUUUAGUUUUUGCAAUUUUAAGUCAUUUUGAAUAUGGACAGCAGUUUUAGCCAUGUGAACACUUGCAUUGGAUAUUUUUAUUUUCAGUCACUUUAACUUGAAAUAUCUAGCGUUCUAGAUGAACACAUCUCCAUUUUUCACUUUUUUGCCCCCCCAAUGAAUAUAAUUAUGCAUGCGAGGUGAGCUUUGCUUUAUUUUCCUGAGCUUUGGUUUGUUCUGAUGUUUUAAUCUCUCACAGCAUUUGUGAUGGUGCUUCAGGUGUAAAUGUUUGUUUUAUGGCUUUUUUAUUGGAUUGUCUUGUGUUUUGCUGAGUCGUUAGAACAGCUUCGGUUUCAUUAGUUUUUAGUAGAACUUUUAGCAUUGAAUGGCCUGUCUUCUGCUUCCUGUAAACUGUUAGCUAGUCUUAGGAAACUAACACUGCAGCAGUAGUAGUCUCAUGGACUUUCAUUGAGUUUUUGAUUAAAUGUUUUUAUGAGUUAAGCAAGACGGACUGGAUCCCCUGAGAGGCAAGUCCAAAAACAUUUUUAAUUAAGGUGUUUUCUCUCCAUUUUAUGACUUCAGAACAGGUGUGAACAGGUUUCAUUAGGAUCUAUUUAGAGCAAACAGCACAACACACAAACAGUCAUUUAGAUCAAACUAUUCUGUAUUUCUUUUCACCUGUUCUUAAAACAUAAACACAUGAGAGAGUAUUUUUUGUCACUUGCCUCUUCUUGCUGUGUAAGAUGCCAGUGAUUAUUCUCUAUUGGUGUGUGUCAUUUUAUUGCUUUUAGCAACAUGAUUUCUACCACAAAGUAGCAUCCUGAAGCAUUGAGCUGAACAAAACUCAACUUAUUCUCAGACCUAAAUUUAAUCUUUUGUCAUUCAGAUUUUGGUUUGUCUGGUUUUAAAAAGCUCUGUUGAAUGAUGGACAGGUUUGAGUUUUUCCUGUGUGGCUCUGUGGAUGUGAGACGUGAACAGGAAGUGGGGAAGCUGCCUCUGAAAGGUCUGUUUACAUAUGAGGUGACCUCUGACCCUGUGCCUUGCUGUUGUUUAUGUGUGUUAUAAAAAAAGGCCUUAAAAAUACCCAGCGGGUCAGUUCAAAGAUAUAUUACUGAUGCUGUCCAGUCAGAUGUGUGGCUACCUCAAAAAGACUUUUUUAUCUCUGCGUGUGCUCUGUUGUACAAUAACAUGACGGCUCUGUGAAUUAUCUGCUUCUGUUGUUAACAAAGCACUGUUACAAUUAGUAAUCUUGGCUUUUAAAAGAAAAAGACUUUGAAAUAAAGUGAAAUAAAGGAUUACAAGUAACAUCUUUGUGUCUACUAUUACAA